AUGAAUGUCUCCCUCCCGCCGUGCGACGUGACGUCUCUGAAUGAGUGCGCCAGCCAAUGCCAGGCCGUGUACAACGACACGAGCAAGUAUCCCGCCGUGCAAACCGGCAGUGGCAGCCUUGAAAAAAGCGACUGUACUUGCUCGGCCUGGGUGCGCAAAACGGCUGACCCAUCGGGGGUAGUGAUGCCGUGUUGUGACACUGCAUUCACGUGUGCAUCAACGACGCCAGCGACGACAACGACGACAACGGCAAGAUCGCUUGUGCUAUGCACCUCGCUGGCAAACCCCCUAGAUGCCUGCAAAGAAGCAUGCCUGGCUGAACAUAAUAUGGAUAGCAGCCUGAUGAAGACAGGGCGAAGAGGGUACUAUGACAAGCCGCGAGCGUGGGAGGAUGCCCGGCGAUUCGAACGAGGUUACCAGGCAUUGGACUGA
Symbiodinium natans is the source of this 432-nucleotide messenger RNA. The record is from the annotation of a GenBank genome assembly. Lineage: Eukaryota; Dinophyceae; Suessiales; Symbiodiniaceae.